CCUCAAAUCGUCGUGUCCACAGCCACAGUUUUCUACGAGAGAGCAAUAUGCCUUGCUGCAUGUAAAAGCCAUGUACAACCCCAAGAAAAUGCACAUCCUCGAUCAGUAAACGCAGCGGCUGUGGCUUAGGAAAUAGAAUCUAUAAGAAUUGCACUCAACCCCUCUUCGAAUUGAAAGGUCGGCUAUCACGCCGACAAUACAGUUUCCUUGUUGACUCGGACUACAGAAUUCCAUCAUGGAACCCGUAACAAUAAUAUCUCUAGUCUGCAACGUGUUCGAUCUAACUGAACGAACAAUAAAAUGCGCCAAAAAGGUGAAAGACAUCUACGAUUCGACCACAGGGUUUCCAAAGGAGUAUGAUCGGUUAUCUGAGCUCACCAAAGAGUUAGAUGUCUUCCUCGGCAAUGUUCGAAGCAGUCAUGGGAAGUUACGGGAGAUUGAGAAUGAAGAUACUAAUAUCCAAGACGUGGCCAGCGAGUGUCAAAAUUUCUCGUCGGAUAUUGAUGCCCUAUUAGAGCGAUGUCGAGCGAAAAAGCCCGCUUCUAUAAGGAGCACAUUUGGUGCGGUCAUAAGAACAUAUCGUAACAAGGACGACCUUCAAGCUAUCCAGGACAGUCUAGAAGAGCGCAAGCAAACGCUACAUCUAGCUCUUACGGCAUCUGCAAGGUCCCAAAUCAUCAAGGUCGAGAAAGCCCUCAACGAAGAGCAGGUUCAGAACGACGACCUAAAAAAACAACUCAACAUCGUUCAGCAGAAGUUGAACACACUUAAUGACGUGCCCGAUCAACUGCAACAAGCUUUGAACCUCUGUCGACAGGCGCAAACAGCGCGAGAACUCAAUCACGUCUUUCGGAUACUGGGCGAUAGAAAUGGCGGCAUGAGAUCGAAUCCUAGAUACGACGAAGUGCAUGCCACUUACGAAAAUACCUCCGAAUGGAUUUUCCAUGAGCCGGAAAAGGUCUUUAAAGUUAAACCAGAUCUCAGAUUGUCGUUCGUCGAUUGGUUACGGACCGGUAGAGAUAUUUUCCAUGUCCUUGGAAAACCCGGCUCUGGUAAAUCAACGUUGAUGAAAUUCAUUUGGAAUCAUGAAGUAACGAAAGAAAUGCUGAAGCAGUGGGCUGGGCGAUCCCAGCUCCUUCGCAUGAAAUACUUCUUUUGGAGGUCUGGGUCUCAUCAGAACGGGCUGCAAGACCUGAGACGCUCUCUGCUCAAAUCUGCCCUGGAACAAGCCCCUGAACUCAUGGAGAUACUUCUACCCAGGAUUCAUGAAUGCAAAACAGCACUUGACGAAUACCUCAGCGACGACGAGAUAUCCAAAGCGUGUGAAUUGUUGAUGAAAGAUCCCCGUGUUUUAGAACGACGUAAAAUAUUCAUUCUUAUCGACGGCCUUGACGAAUUUGACGAAGAAAACAAUGCUGAGGAUUAUGACGACCUGGUGCAAACCAUUCAAGGCUGGACUUCCCAGCCAGACGGGAAGGUCAAAGCCUGUGUUUCCAGCAGAGAGUACGAUGUUUUCAGAUCCAUCGCCCAUAGCCUUUCAUUUCGCCUGCAGGAUCUCACCAGGGAAGAUAUGCGGAUUUUCGUUGCUGGGCGCUUGAAGGAACAUUCCCGGUUUUCAGAACUGGAAUAUGCCUGCAAGCAAAAUUCCCAAGACAUUUGUCGACGUGAAGGACGGUCACACGAAUGUAAUCUCGAUUGCCUGAUUAGGCAUAUCGUCGGUUCAGCCCACGGCGUCUUCCUUUGGGUUUGGCUUAUGAUAUGUGAAACACGAAGGCAUAUAGGGAACAGCCUAUACGAGCUAUGGAAACUUGUCGACUCCAAACCCCCGGAACUAAUGGAUUUUCUAAAACAAAUGCUCGAUACAAUACCGUAUCCGCACCAACGAGAAUCAUACAUUAUACUAGCCAUUGUCCAUAUUUGCGAAACGUCGCGUUAUAGUAGUCCUCACUUAUGGUUUUCUCUACGUACUACGGACGCGUCCUAUUUAUGGAACAAGCUGCUUCAAGAGCGGGCGGGAUCUGAUUUCCAGCUAUCCGAUCCGAGCGAGCCUGUCAACUGGGAUAUAUUUACAGCAGAAGAAGUCGACGUUCGCUUCAACGGGCUACUUGAAGUCGACGUUCGCUUCAACGGGCUACUUGAACAUGCGUCUAGCUUGACACCAAGCCUCGUUUUUACCCACCGUUCAAUCAUCGAAGUCCUAGACGAAUGCAUCGCCACGAAAUUACGCCCAUAUAACGUCACCCAGAAAAAGCUGGGCAAGUAUAUAUGUCAGAUUCUUCUUAUUUACACUAUGCCACAAAUAAUAAGCAGGCUCUACUUUGGUAUGGAAGUUAUCAGUAUUCUCGACAUGCUUGAACGCAUGAACAUGAAUGUACUUGAAGAACCUUGGUGUAUACAGCAAUUAGAUCAUAUCGAAGAUACUUACUGGACGGCAAAGACAGACUGGAAAAAUAUCCUUUCUAGGGCCCCCGACUCUUUUUCUUUGCUAGAAGCUGUCUGCACUGUAGGGUUCUCCAAGUUAUUGCCUUGGGUCUUAGGAAGACUAAGUGGCACACCCAAGCGAGGUCAUCUAGCAUCAGUGGCAAUUUUAAGUUGCCUGCUUUUCACGUAUAUGGGUAUAGGCAUUACCGAACAACCGACAAUCCUAAAAGUGCUUCUGAAGCACGGAUACGUCGGUGUUGAUAUACUUGACAGAGGCAUCGGGGUGCAGAUACCCAAAUAUGGAUGUCACACUACUAUGCCAUGGCUCCAUUAUAUUAGAAUGCUCGUGCAGGGAAGUGCAUUGUCACGUGAAAAAGGUUGGUUAUUCUGUGAGCCGUGGUUAGAAUCCGGGGCUAAUCCACGGGUUUGUCAUUAUGAAGACUUUCAUCUUCCUGUUUCAUUAUUUGUAAAAAUUGAGGGCGGAUGGUGGUGUGCAAGGGGAGAGUAUUCGGUAAUAACUGAAAACUGGAAAACCGAAAAGGUUUCUCUACUGCCUCCAGGUCCUAAAACAACCCUCAGGGACCUCGUUGAACGUUCGGAGGCCCCCAACAAAGAACGAUUACUGGAACUCAUAGACCGAAACACCGCCUGGAUCGAAGCCGACGAAGCAGAAGAGGUCCGGGUCAUGUUUGAGGAACUUCCGUCGACGGAUGUGCUUGACGUGCCUGAAUACGUGCCUCCACGAAAGACAGCGAGAGAUAUCUGGAGGGCCUACAUCCUGAGACUACGCCAUAUGGUCCUCGAGAUCGAGCACAGAGUCACUGGUAGAACUGUCUUUACUCAACUGAUAUACGAUCGCAUUGGCAGCUCAACAAAGAUAGGGAUUGCCAUAUUGGCAUCCUUGGUGUUGGCUGUGUCCAUUGCUAUAGUAUGGGGUAUCACGUCAGAUUCUAAUCAUUCGAGAAGGGGGACAGUCUUUUUCAGGACAUAUGGUGGAGUUAAGCAAGACGUUCUGGCAAUGGGGGGGAACGGUCAGUAAGAGGGGUUAGAAAGGAGGUCUUAUUCGGAGAUGCUGGCAAUACCUCACUAAUUUUUCCUAUUAAUAUAGACUAUUGGCAACUAUUUACUAAGUCACCCCAUAUCGCCACCAAAGAGCAUAGAAAUUCCAAAUCAAUACCAGGUACCUACUUACCUACCCCGUACUCAAUUCUCCUAUUCCCCGAUUACAUAAUCAAUAGCGCAACAACACAAGAGAAACUUCAAAAUCUUCCGGCCGAACAAAGCCAUCCAUGUACAAGAGUAACAAAAAACCCAUCAAAUCAAAUAAUAAGAUCUAUAAUCCCUUUGACGAAACACUCGGUACCCCGAGCAAUUAAGCCAAAUAAGUACAUAACCUAGCAACACUUCCAAGCCCACGAGCUUUACCAAAUC
Molecule: messenger RNA, 3852 nt
Organism: Annulohypoxylon truncatum
Lineage: Eukaryota; Fungi; Ascomycota; Sordariomycetes; Xylariales; Hypoxylaceae
Exons: 2
Coding region: 236-3460 (1074 amino acids)
Source: RefSeq, a predicted model, not a curated record